AUGAGUCUCCCAGUGGCUUACACGAACGAGAUUCAGAAUUUGAACAGCCAAGUGCUUCGAUCCAAGCCCCGGGAUAUUCUGCAGUUCUGCUGUGAUCAUUUUGCCAGUCGACUGGCCUCGGAACGGAAGAAGAACCUGUCCGAAGAAAUCCCCAACAAACGUCUCAAGAUAGACAAAAGUCGACCUACCGCCAUGUCGAGCAGCUUCACCAGUCCCUUUGGGGCCCACACAAACCCCUUCGGUUCUAACGAGGGCAGCAUGAUGCAGAGAGUUAUGGAGGAGGAGGAGGAGAACGACACCGUUACCUCCCCCACGACUGGCACCUUCAACUUCAACUCGGGCUCCGUGUUCAGCGGCCCCUUCGGCGGCGAUGGCAGCUCCGAUCCACCCUCCUCUCUGCGAAGCCCGCCCAACCCCGAGAACUUCCCGGCUCAGUACAACUUUGGCCGCCGAACCUCUGUCUCUGCCGAGUCGCUCAAGCCUGUCGCGGAUAACAAUGACAACUGGCAGCCCCCGGUGUAUCCCAAGUCCGACGAACAGCAGACGAGGCUUACAAACUCGAUUGCCAAGAACUUCCUAUUCAGUCACAUGGAUGAUGAGCAAAAGGCCCAGGUCCUGGGAGCGAUGCAAGAGAAGCCAAUCCCGGCAAAAGAUAUCAAAGUGAUUACCCAAGGCGACGCUGGUGACUAUUUCUAUGUCGUCGAAAAGGGAACAUUCAAUGUCUUUGUCAACUCGUCCGGGAUUCAACAACCCGGCCCCGAUGGUCUUGGGACCCAGGUCGGCAGCAUCGGAGAAGGAGGUUCCUUUGGCGAGCUUGCCCUCAUGUACAAUGCGCCCCGUGCUGCUACUAUAAUCUCAGCUGAGCCACACAGCAUGCUUUGGGCCUUGGACCGACUGACCUUCCGCCGGAUCCUGAUGGAGUCGACGUUCCAACGACGGCGCAUGUACGAGAGCUUUCUGGAGGAGGUGCCCCUGCUCAAGACGCUCACAUCAUACGAACGAUCCAAGAUCGCCGAUGCCCUCGAGACGCAGAAGUAUCCACCGGGGACCGCCGUCAUCAAGGAGGGCGACCCAGGCUACGACUUUUACCUGCUCGAGAGCGGUGAAUGCGACGCAUUCAAGGAAGGUGUCCACAAGGAACGGAUCAACCUCAGGCACUACGAAAAGGGCGACUUCUUUGGUGAGCUGGCGCUGCUCAACGACGCGCCCCGGGCGGCCACCGUGGUCAGCGUGACGGAAGUCAAGGUUGCCAAGCUUGGCAAGAAUGCCUUCAACCGCCUGCUAGGCCCGGUUGAGAGUAUCAUGAGAAGAACAAAGUACGAAGAUGUCAAGUCCGGUGUUGAAGAUGUGGACCCGCUCCAGUCGGCGUAG
This is a messenger RNA of Diaporthe citri, 1371 nucleotides long. RefSeq lists its product as uncharacterized. Bases 1 to 1371 code for a protein of 456 amino acids. Gene Ontology annotation, cellular component: nucleus; cAMP-dependent protein kinase complex. The record is from RefSeq and is a predicted model, not a curated record. Gene Ontology annotation, biological process: regulation of protein phosphorylation. NCBI's taxonomy places the organism in Eukaryota, Fungi, Ascomycota, Sordariomycetes, Diaporthales, Diaporthaceae. The transcript is spliced from 2 exons. Gene Ontology annotation, molecular function: cAMP-dependent protein kinase regulator activity.